Molecule: messenger RNA, 1810 nt
Organism: Trichomycterus rosablanca
Lineage: Eukaryota; Metazoa; Chordata; Actinopteri; Siluriformes; Trichomycteridae
Gene: socs3a
Product: suppressor of cytokine signaling 3a
Exons: 2
Coding region: 191-802 (203 amino acids)
Biological process (GO): phosphatidylinositol phosphate biosynthetic process; intracellular signal transduction
Cellular component (GO): phosphatidylinositol 3-kinase complex
Molecular function (GO): 1-phosphatidylinositol-3-kinase regulator activity
Source: RefSeq, a predicted model, not a curated record
GAGAACAGUGUGUUACCCAUGGUGAACACUGAACAGCUCAGGGUUUGCUACACAAAUUACAGGACUGGGUACUAACAGCUGACUGAGUAUCUCGGAUAAGCUAUAGUUCCUUGCUUGAUCAUAAGAUUCCUAUCCCUCACAGUAAUCAUCCAGACGUUCAUGCCAACUGAAGGUGUGUGUUUGUAGCAUCAUGGUCACUCACAGUAAAUUUGACAUGGUGAUGAGCAGCCGCCACCUCGCCCCUCAUCGCUACAAGACAUUCAGCUCAAAGCUGCAGUACCAGAUGGUGCUGCGGGCAGUAUGUCGACUCCAGGAGAGCGGCUUCUACUGGGCCUCCAUUAGCGGAAAGGAGGCGGGUGCCAUGCUUGCCUCGCAGCCUAGCGGUACCUUUCUCAUCCGUGACAGCGCAGACCAGCAGCACUUCUUCACGCUUAGCGUCAAGACGCCGUCAGGCACCAAAAAUGUCCGUGUCCAGUGUGACAACUACGCCUUCUUCCUACAGACAGAGCCUGAGGGUGAGCGGGCAGCACCACGCUUCGACUGCAUGCUCAAGCUCGUGACCCACUACAUGUUCUCAAAAAGGGAUGCUACAGCCAGAGGCAACCAGCGAAGUGCAUACUACAUCUACUCAGGAGGGGAAAAGGUACCUUUGGAACUGCUCAGGCCCUUAUUAACCACCAUGGCCUCACUAAAGCACCUGUGCAGAAAGACAGUCAACGGUCACCUGGAUGUUUCAAACAAGAGUGAAGAGCUACCUCUGUCACUCAAGAACUACUUGGAGGAGUAUGAUGCUUCUAUUUAAAUGAUAAGAAAGAUGAGCAGCUGAUGAAUGAAACUACAGAAUGGAGUAAGCCAAAUGUGCUGGUCUAAUGUAGACACAGUGGCAUCCAGGACAUGAACAAGGCAGCUAUCAGGACUUAAGAGAUGGAAGGGAAUGAUCUAAUGCCCAUUCCAGAGAUUCAGAGUGGAAGUACGGCAAAGUGGAGAAAAUUUGCUGCGAACUACCACAUCAACGAGCCAGCCUCUGGGGAAAAAUGAACUUUAAUGGACAGUCCUAACUGUUCACUAUCAUAAUACAGCUCACUGUUUGGGGCCUAUGGAAACUGCCUGGCUAAGCAAAAUAAUUAGCAGGUAUAACAGCCAGUCUUUGUAAACAGUUGCAGUAUUCCUAUGAUCUUGUCAGUGCCUGUAAUGUGAUCUACUCUUCAUGCCCGCAUGGGCACCAGCCUCCGCUUCUUCAGAGUUAUUUAUCCAAAAAUUUCCACAGUUAGCGGAAACCACUCAUCGCCUCUUUCCAAGUAAAUAUUUGUGCCUUUUAUGGACAAAGAAAGAACUGAAAAACAGCAUAGCACUCAAGCCAAAUGGAGUAGAUGAUCAUGAGAAAUAACUGCAGGGCAUUAAAAUAUAAAUGAAUGUUUUUUUUAAAACCUAUGACUGUGAGAGGCAGGACCAGAUCUAAUCCUUGUGUUCAUGUGAGGAACAGAGUAGCAAAAACAGCUUUCUAGUGAAUGUAUUUAUUUUUUUUAUUUUUUUUAUUUAUUUUUUUUAAACUUCUGUAUUUCAAAGAAAGGGCUAAAGUUCACCCUCACUGUCUUACUUUAACAAGACAUCGUUUACGUGUGAAGAUUUUUUUACCUGCUGAUUUAACUGUUAACGCUAGGUCUGUUUAUUUUAAUUCAUGUGAAUGGGGUAAAAAGUGAGGAGAAUUGCAACAAAAUGCAAGCAGACUGAAAUACUUUGCACAUAUUUAUUUUUGUACUUCAUUUUGUGAUAAUUUAUAUUAAAGAGCACUAUUUUUCUAUAAAAGAAA